AUGGUCAAGGUUUGGAGUGCCCUUUUGCGAUUACCAUAUAUUCGACGGACGAAAGCACCAAUUUACGAGUUAUUGUUCUGGGCGAUAGUGAUGAUCAUAGUGUGUAACAUUGCCUUCUCAGUCGCGCUGUCUCUGGUCGCUAUGACCAACUAUCCUGGUGGAGUGGCUAUGAUAAAAUUUCACAAGUUACUAAAAAACGAACCGUACGUCCACGUACAUAUCAGCAACCUGGCAGCGCAGACCGGCGUAACGAGGUUCACGCAAAUAAACGACCACUGGACUUACAGCAAGAACGAAUCCUUACAAGUAGACCAGUUGCAAUAUUUUACACACUUACUCAUCGAAGCAAAGAGUAAAUAUUCACCAAAUCUUAAAGCGUUUUCGCAAACACAUAUAAUUUUAGAUAGUAUAGAAUCCUUUUCACAAAUCACUAUGAAUUAUAAAUUGAUACCACCUAUUAAAAUUAAAACUAAACCAGCUAUCUUUAUAUUAGAAAGAAAGAAUUUCAGAGAAGUACCUCGCCCCGCUAAUAUUAUUAGUAUGCAAACAGACGAACUAUAUACAAAUACAGAACAUAGUCAAAUGAGCUUAGAAGAAAAAGAAAUAAAAACUGUUGAUAUAAGCGAAGAAGUUAUUGAUGAAAAACUUGAAACUGAUACAGAUACUUCAGUGGAAGAAAACAUUAAUGGAUCAGAGGAAAAACAAAAAACUGAUGGUUCAAAGGAAGUUAUUGAAGAACCUGUGAUUGUUACACCUGAACAAAUUACCGUAACCGUAGUUAGCGAUAUUGAUAAUGACAGUGCUUCUAGGGAAGAACUGGAAGAUAAUAUAGUAACAACAUUUAAGUCUAAGAAAGUUGUGGACGAUGUAAAAACAUUUAAUAAACAAGAGAGAAAGAAGAGGACUAUAGCAAAAAUAAAGUCUGAAACUCGGAAAGAGGUUGUGGCAUCGGCGAAAGAGAAAUUAAAAGAAAUAAUGAAACGACAUAAGCAUAUUGCUGAUGAGCUUUCCGAAAAUAUCAUAUCAGAGGAUGUAAAGACUGAAGUAGUGCAAGAGAAGGAUGGCAGGGGAGAUAUACCUGACGAAGAAUUAACACAAAACGAUGAAACUUCCAUUAUUGAAGAGGUUAACGAAACCACUAAUACUAAUUCUGCGGAAACUAUUAUUGAGUUACAGCAAGCAGUUAAUAAUCAAAAUAUUAAUACAGAUUCGAUAGUAGAAGAGGUAAUCACUCGUUUGUUAGAACGAAAAAUAUACGAUGAUAAAACAGUGCCAGACGACAUUAAGAUGGAAGAUAGACUGAUGAUCCAAAGAAUUGUUGAAGAAAUUUUAUCAGAAAGAAUGAAUUAUACAAACACAGAGAAUAAAGCGACGGAAAAGAAAUAA
Messenger RNA from Maniola jurtina (meadow brown), 1386 nucleotides. RefSeq names its product probable Dol-P-Man:Man(7)GlcNAc(2)-PP-Dol alpha-1,6-mannosyltransferase. The record is from RefSeq and is a predicted model, not a curated record. The transcript has 3 exons. The coding region runs from base 1 to 1386 and encodes 461 amino acids. NCBI's taxonomy places the organism in Eukaryota, Metazoa, Arthropoda, Insecta, Lepidoptera, Nymphalidae.